AUGAAUGAUCGAACGCCCCCAGCAACCAGACGCCGGCCGCUAACUUCCCUCGGAUUUGAUGGAGAGCCUGUUCAAAUGUAUAUUCCCACGAUCACUACAUGGAUGGACCUCCGCAACUCAACAAUUACGUUCAAAGAAUGGAAAGCCGCUUGCGCCAGUUGGAAGACCAGAACCGGUCGCCUGAAGAUGAAGAUGGCCAUCCUGCGGAUGAUGAUGCGCCCCUCUCCACCUCCACCCAAGCACGCGACUUAUCAUCCACGCAACAACUCAGUCCCGGCGCAAUAUCCCCACCUGCGUGGUCGCCGUUCUGGACAAGAUAUGAGGAGCGAUGCCCUCAAUCGUACCUUCACUACGAAGUCUAGUGCCACAAGCUCCAGUGGUAUUCAAAGUAUUGGAACCAAUGUGACUACUAGCACAGACAAAACAAGUCAAAGUCUGAUGAGUGGUGCAUCUGCCGGGGGUUUUAGUGCGACCAGUGCCGGUAGCUAUGCACGACGAAAUGGUGGAUAUGACCGACCAAACACUGCUAUGGACAGCUUUCGCUCUCGAGGAUUUAGUGAUGCCGGCAACCCAGAAAGGCCAGAAACCCCCAUGACCGGUGUGUCUUAUCACUCGAGUCACAACACGUCCCGCCAAGGAGCAUCCUCUGCUAUUCCAUGGUCCUCCCUUGAUCAUGAUACCGGGGAUUCCGGCGGUGUAUUCGGUGGUCUUUCAACCCCCAAAAACAAAAAACAGGGAUUUUCGAAUCUGCCAAGACGGGUGCUGCGAGUGCAAGGAUUGGUCAUGGUGGGGGGGACCCCAUCCCCAACCAAAGGCAACAGGAUGGCAGAUGUAGUGUCGCCCCUUACCCCUCAUUCUACUCGCGAGACCGCUCGUGAUACGGGGCCUGGGGCCAGUCCUAUCGAUUGGGUUCAGGUUCGACGUGAUGUCAACCGAGCAUCAUCCCCCAGUCGAAAUGAGAGAGUUGAACGCGCAGAGCGAUGCCAGAUGAUGGACCAUCCGGUGAUCUAUUCAAUCGAGGAGUUGCAAGAUACAGCAGAGGGUGACGAGAACAUUGAUGGCUUGCCUGUCCACGAACCGACGAAUUUCCACGCGGCUAACAUGAAUCUCGUCGAUAAAAGUGCUCGUUUUAUUAGCAGUCUUCCCCCCAUGACAAACUCCAUGAGCCUCGCGCAGGGUUAUAUCUGUCGUCCCUAUAAAAGCGAUGUUCAACGACUUCGCGCUAUAUUUACUUGGGUAAGCGAGAAGAUUGCCUGGGAAGAGCCUUUGGAUGGCCUGGAGGUUGAUAUCAAACGGGUCUUGCAAGCCAAACGAGGAACUCCCGAAGAAAUCGCGCUGUUGGUACACGAGAUGUGCGGUGCUGUUGGUCUACAUUCUGAAAUUAUUCACGGCUAUCUCAAGAACCCAGGUGAUGUGCUCGACUUGGAAAGUCUAUCUCGUCCAAAUCACUGGUGGAACGCGGUCCUAGUCGAUGGGGAGUGGCGUAUGAUGGACUGUGCACUAGCAAACCCCACGAACCCCCAAAGGAGCCGCUUCGUCACCACCAACUCUUCUAUUGCGGAAAGCUGGUAUUUCUUGGCCCGGCCACUACAAUUCUGUUAUACCCACGUCCCACUCUACCCCGAAGAGCAGCACAUUGUUCCUCCGGUCUCGCCUGAUGUUUUGCUAUCACUUCCGGCCGUCUGCCCGCAAUAUUUCAAGUUGGGGGCCCAAUUCCCGGACUACGAUACAAGCUUGAUGCGAAUCGAAGGACUGGAGUGCAUGCAUUUAUGCCUGGUUGUCCCCCCUGAUGUCGAAUGCGCAGCUGAAGUUGAGGCACCUGCUUUCGCUUGCGAUGCCGAUGGUGACUUUUUUGAAAGUGGAGACAUUUUGCGCAAACGAGCACUUGUCCAGCCUGACUGGUUUGGUGGACAAAAGCGAAUUACCAUCAAGGCCGUUCUCCCCGGUGACGAGGGCCAAGGCGUCUUGAAGCUAUAUGCCGGCAAGAAGGGCCUUAUGCACUCGAGCAAGGAUAUUCCCCAUCCCUUGGCAUUGGCCAUUCCGAUCAUGCACACAGGAGAAAACCCACCAUAUGACUUCGUUCUCCGCCAUCCCACGCCCCAUGCGCAGCGCCAUGAUCUAUACAUCAUGCAGCCGCAGUGCUCUCGUCUCGCUGUGAAUAACACCUUUGUCUUCGCUGUCCGCCAACACUCGGCCUCGCCGUCGACACCACCCAAGGAUGAUUAUUAUGCCCAAGGCCGUGCUUCCCCGUCCUUAUUCAACCGUCCCUCCAGUGCCCUCAGCAUGGUAUCUAGCACGGCCCCGUCCACCAUUUCGAGUAACUCCAACGAGUUCUCCGCAUCCACAUCGGCCAUCUCAUCUUCACGAUCAGCUUCUGGGCGUGAAAAACCAGCGAAGUUGGCCAUCCAGUCCCCAUCCGGCAAGAUUCUUCGUCUCACCCGGAAGGCCGACCACAUGAUCAGCACUGAAAAUUCCGGCAACUCGGUUACCGACGCCGUGGCCGAAGGCAGUGUUUGGGAGACCGUGAUCAAGAUUGGCGAGCGCGGUACCUGGCGUGGCCUGGUCCUUGCUGACCGGGUUGCUCGGUGGUGCGUGUUCUGCGAGUGGGAAUGUGUUUGA
Penicillium waksmanii is the source of this 2619-nucleotide messenger RNA. Its product is annotated as putative SH3 domain protein (Cyk3). Bases 1 to 2619 code for a protein of 872 amino acids. Lineage: Eukaryota; Fungi; Ascomycota; Eurotiomycetes; Eurotiales; Aspergillaceae. The transcript has 4 exons. The record is from RefSeq and is a predicted model, not a curated record.